GGAGAAGCGCCUGCUCACUGUGCGCAUGCGUGGCCCCAAGCCCGGCCCGGCAGGCUCAGAGACUGCGACACGAAGGCGAAAAAGGGAGUCGGGCGAGAGUCCCGGCUGCUGGCGAUGACGCAUUCUUCAGGCGACGAGCGCUGAAAAAGUACCGGCCUCCCUCUGAGAUACCUGAAGGUUCCGGCGGGAUCAGAGCCGAGCCAACGGCCAGCGGUGCUGCUCGUUCUCAGGAGACUCAGGUCUGGUUUCCUGAAGGGACCAAAGACCAUGGCGUGGAUCAGGGAAGGAGAGCUUACACUUUUAGAGCGGUUCUGUGCCAACAUCAUCAAGGCAGGCCCGAUGCCCAAGCACAUUGCAUUCAUCAUGGAUGGGAACCGCCGCUACGCCCAGAAGUGCCAGGUGGAACGACAAGAGGGCCAUACACAGGGCUUCAAUAAAUUGGCUGAGACCCUGCGCUGGUGUUUGAACCUGGGCAUCCGAGAGGUGACUGUCUAUGCCUUCAGCAUUGAAAACUUCAAACGCUCAAAGAAUGAGGUGGAUGGGCUAAUGGAGCUGGCCAGGCAGAAAUUUAGUCGAUUGAUGGAAGAACAGGAGAAGCUGGAGAAACAUGGGGUGUGUAUCCGUGUCCUGGGUGAUCUUCAGCUGUUGCCCCUCGACCUCCAGGAGCUGAUUGCAAAAGCUGUUCAGGCCACCCAAAACUAUAACAAGUGCUUCCUGAAUGUCUGCUUUGCCUACACAUCCCGACAUGAAAUCAGCAAUGCUGUGAAAGACAUGGCGUGGGGAGUAGAGCAAGGUUUACUGGAUCCCAGUGAUGUGUCAGAGUCUCUACUCGAUAAGUGUCUCUACACCAACAACUCCCCCAAUCCUGACAUCCUGAUACGGACUUCUGGGGAAGUGAGGCUGAGUGACUUCUUGCUCUGGCAGACAUCUCACUCUUGCCUGGUGUUCCAGCCCAUUCUCUGGCCAGAGUAUUCCUUCUGGAACCUCUGUGAAGCCAUCUUGCAGUUCCAGAUGAACCACAGCAUGUUACAGAAGGCCAGAGAGAUGUAUGUGGAAGAACGGAAGAGGCAGCAGCUGGAGAGUGACCAGGCCGCAGUGACAGAGCAGCUGCUCCGGGAGGGCUGUGGGCCCGGCAGGGACAGCCAGCUUCGGCGCAUUCUCUUGCACAAACGCUCAUCAGGACGGGAGGAACGUGUCCAGAGCUUCCUGCAGGCUCUGGAACGCAAACGUGAAGAGUGGCUGGCACGCCUGGGUACGGCAUCAGCAUGAGAGGGCAGACAGCCUGCUUGUGUUCCUGCUUGCUGGCUGAGGGCCCACUCCACCAUUCCUGAGGAGAGUCAACUUGGGUUUUGAUAAUGAGAUUUGCUAUAAUCCUGGGAACAGGUGCGGUGGGGAUUGGGCCUUUCUGCCCAGCUAGAUUCUUUUUCCAUUGAUGCCCUUUGUCCAACCCCCACAGAGGGGUUGGUUAGGGAUGACAGAAGGUGAAUGUCUUCCUUGUGACACCCUGUAGCUAUCUAUCUUAGUACCCAUGGGCAACUUGGUGAGCCUCAGGUCCUAAAGUCAACCUGUUCCUUCAGACCUGUCACCUCCUGAGCAGCUGGUGGCCAGGUUACCUUAUCUCCCAACAAACAUCAUCUCUCUCCUUGCUACGGGGAUUUUCAGUAUAAGGUUGUUUGGGUGUAAAGCACUUCCUCACCCCAAAAAGCACUACUGUCUACCAUGUUGUCCAGCCCAGCCUGCCACCCCACUACCUCCAUGCCUCCACAGGUUCACUUUGGAUUUGAUAGCAGAAAGCUGGGAAUUGUUGUAGGGGUGGGGUGAGGAAAGGAUGGAAAACUAGCCAUCUGCUUCCCCUCGUGAGCAUGUCCACCUGAACUCUGCUAUUGGAUCUUCCCCCACUCCUGGCUUGUCAGGCAGCCCUGAUUGCUCUGCUGAAAACCUGGGCUCUUCCAAUGAUGGAACUGGGCCUGUGAUGACAAUCCAAUUACCUAUUGUUGACUCAGCCCACACAUGCUUUUCUCAGGCAGGGUCAUGAGGCCAGCCUCUCCUCCCUUCCAGAGCUGGUCCUCUUAACUUGGCUAACUGGGAAGAACCAGUGUGUCCACUUGGCUGGGACUCCCCUUCUCUCUGACAUAUCGAGGCUUGUAGGCAAGGACACCUCUUCCCUGUUGGCUUUGAUAUCCACCUCCCGAAGCCCUGGCUGUGACAGGAGUGGCUCCAUUGAUAAGCAAAGCUCGUGUCUGACCCAUCCUGGAAAAGCUCCACUUGGUAGCAGUUCCUCUGCUUUCAGCCUUAGUGGGGUGGACCCCACAGUAUGAACAGAGGAAAGGCUCAGAGGCUAUGUCCUUCCUUUCAUUCUCCUUGCCCUACCAAGACCUGCAAAGCUGCUCAUGGGAUUACCAGCUUGGGCCUUUGCAGCUUUGAAAGGGGCUGUCUUGCUUGAGCUUCUCUACUUCAGGUGCUUGGGAUAGCAGCAAAAGCUGUAAGGCUGUAAUCCCAUCCUGAUGCCAGACACUGUCGUCCCUUCUUGGAGAUUUCCAGACUCUUUCCCCCAGGCCUGUCAAAGUGUGUCUUUUUCCCAGUUACUUAGCCCUCGAGUAUCUUUACUGUCAUCGACGCUUUUGGAAUCAGGCAUUUCCCCCAGGAAUAUAAAGACUACUAGCCACUACCCUCCCCUUGAAAUAAUCCAUCACCACCACCACCACCCAUAGUGUUGGCACAGGGUUCCCAGAGAGCAGGUGCUAUGUAUUUCCCAGCUUUAAAAUGGGGCUGUUGACAGCUUUAAUUAGGGAGCCAUGAAUUAUAAUGCUAUAAUUUGGAGCCCUACAAUUAAGAGAGAACAAGGGGCUGGAGGCAAUGAACAGAAUUGGCCUCUAGACGAGCUUGACUGACAUGAAGAAUAGUGCCGUCCUGUUUCUCGACCUGCCUAGAUCGGUCAAGACUGACUUCCGUUACAACAGAGGAUGGCCUGGGUGAUUAAUGGAACUGGUAUCCUUAAUUGGCCUUCAGUCUUUAGGUUCUGGGAAAGGUGUGUGGGGUGGAGCAGGGAGGAGUUACACCCCAGGGCACCUUGGGAUGCAGCAGUGAGCUUAGAGAAAGAGAGACCACAGUUGCAGUCUGGAGCAGGCGCUGCAAAACACAGGUGGUUUGAAUUUGUACUGUUGUGGCUACACCUUACUUGCAAGGAAAUGUUGAUCUCCAUCCUCACCUCUUUAUCAAAACUCUAAACUUAGGAAUCAGACGGUAUCUAAUUUAAAUGGCCCUCCUUCCCUGUAACCUAGCCUCAUCUUUCUCUGUCCCCGUUUAUUAAUCCGUGGUCCCCUGGGCUUCGAAUACAUUAAAAAGGAGUAUUUGUCUCACCUGUA
Trichosurus vulpecula (common brushtail) is the source of this 3365-nucleotide messenger RNA. It is a transcript of the gene DHDDS, whose product is annotated as dehydrodolichyl diphosphate synthase subunit. The transcript has 9 exons. Gene Ontology annotation, biological process: polyprenol biosynthetic process. NCBI's taxonomy places the organism in Eukaryota, Metazoa, Chordata, Mammalia, Diprotodontia, Phalangeridae. Gene Ontology annotation, cellular component: dehydrodolichyl diphosphate synthase complex; endoplasmic reticulum. Bases 268 to 1269 code for a protein of 333 amino acids. The record is from RefSeq and is a predicted model, not a curated record. Gene Ontology annotation, molecular function: ditrans,polycis-polyprenyl diphosphate synthase [(2E,6E)-farnesyl diphosphate specific] activity.